AUGAUUGACAAUCAAUCUUUUAUGAUAAAAGAGAGCAUGAACAUUGUUUUUGAUAAAAAGACAUCAGAAUAAGACUCUAAAUUUGAAUAAAUUUAAAUGGUUAAUCCAACCAUGUGUUCAUCACGUUAACAUGCUCAUAUUAAAGUCAUGAAUGGAAGGAUAUUCUUGGUUGAUGGAUUUUAAGAAAAAAAAUCAAAAAAUGGAGUUUGGAUUUUAGUUAAACAUCAAAGGUUCUCUAGUGAGAGUCAAUAUUGUUUUAAAGAUUUUAGAUUGGCUAUUUCUUUGAAUUGA
Messenger RNA from Paramecium tetraurelia, 291 nucleotides. RefSeq lists its product as uncharacterized. The record is from RefSeq and is a predicted model, not a curated record. NCBI's taxonomy places the organism in Eukaryota, Ciliophora, Oligohymenophorea, Peniculida, Parameciidae. Gene Ontology annotation, molecular function: protein binding. The transcript has a single exon.